AGCUAGCACACCUGAUUCAACCUGUCAACGAAUCAUCAAGCCUUUGACUAGAUGAAUCAGGUGGUAGUGAAUGCGGUAGAGUCCCAGUCUAGGUAUGGAGCAGUGUGCGUGUGUGGAGCGGGAGCUGGAGAAGGUCCUCCAUAGGUUCGUCAUGUACGGACACCAGUCAGAGGAACGGCUGGACGAACUACUACGCAGCGUCUGUGAGCUACGGGGACAGCUGGUUACAUUCGGGGUACAAGAUGCAGAUCUUUCGGUGCUGUCUCAGACGAUGGCCCAGUGUUGUAAGAACAUUAAAGAAACAGUACAGCUGCUGGCCUCCAGACACAAGGACAUCCACGGCAGUGUCUCCAAAGUCGGCAAAGCUAUCGACAGGAACUUUGAUGCAGAGGUGAGUGCAGUGGUGGCAGAGACAGUGUGGGACUCACCUGAGAGACAGAAGUACCUGAGUGAGACCAUUGUGGAACACCUGUACAGACAAGGCAUGCUGAGCGUGGCAGAGGACCUAUGUCAGGAGUCUGGAGUAGUGAUUGACAUGAGCAUGAAGCAGCCAUUCUUGGAACUCAACAGGAUCCUGGAGGCCUUGAGGAUGCAGGACCUCAGACCAGCACUGGAGUGGGCAGUAACAAACCGGCAGCGCCUGCUGGACCUGAACAGUACCCUGGAGUUCAAGCUGCACCGCCUCUACUUCAUCAGCCUGUUAAACGGAGGCAUCACCAACCAGCUGGAGGCGCUACAGUACGCCAGGCACUUCCAGCCCUUCGCCUCACAGCACCAGAGAGACAUCCAGAUCCUCAUGGGUAGUCUGGUGUACCUGCGGCACGGCAUAGAGAACUCUCCCUACCGCUCUCUGCUAGAGACCAACCAGUGGGCUGACAUCUGUAACAGCUUCACCAGGGACGCCUGCGCUCUGCUGGGGCUAUCUGUAGAGUCACCUCUCAGUGUCAGUUUUGCGUCAGGCUGCAUGGCUCUACCAGUCCUGAUGAACAUCAAACAGGUGAUUGAACAGAGACAGUGUAGCGGAGUCUGGACACACAAGGACGAGCUGCCUAUUGAGAUAGACCUGGGGAAGAAGUGCUGGUACCACUCCGUGUUCGCCUGUCCCAUCCUCCGGCAGCAGACGUCAGAGAGCAACCCUCCCAUGAAGCUCAUCUGUGGACACGUCAUCUCCAGAGACGCCCUCAACAAACUCACCAACGCUGGAAAACUGAAAUGCCCCUACUGUCCCAUGGAGCAGAACCCGUCAGAUGCCAAGCAGAUCUUCUUUUGAUCCCCCAUCCUGUUUCUGGAAACCCCCAGGCCCCAGGCAAAGUGGAGCCCCUUUGAGCUACAGUAGCUACCUGCUACCCCAGGACCCCUGUAAAUCCCCCAUCCUACCUCCUGAGAGAGAGAGAUCUCAAAAGGAUCAUUCAUUCAUUGACACUCAUUUUCAGCUGCCUGCAGAACUUACUAUAGGCUUAUUCUUGUUAAGGAUGUGAUGAUGCGUUAUCAUAGCGUAUCAAGUUGAGUUGUAGAGUUUUUGGACGACUGCUCUGUUCCUUAUUUCUUUCCUCUAUAUAUCCAUCUGUAGGCUUUCCUUAGAACACAGAAUCCUCUAUAUAUCCAUCUGUAGGCUUUCCUUAGAACACAGAAUCCUCUAUAUAUCCAUCUGUAGGCUUUCCUCAGAACACAGAAUCCUCUAUAUAUCCAUCUGUAGGCUUUCCUUAGAACACAGAAUCCUCUAUAUAUCCAUCUGUAGGCUUUCCUUAGAACACAGAAUCCUCUAUAUAUCCAUCUGUAGGCUUUCCUCAGAACACAGAAUCCUCUAUAUAUCCAUCUGUAGUCUUUCCUCAGAACACAGAAUGGUCGGUUGAAUGGAUGUUAGAGAGGUGAUGUGACAUUAUGGUUUUUAGGAAGUUGUCUGAUUUCAGGAGAGUAUUUAAACUUCUAUAUUACAGAGGUAAAGCUAAGUAGCCUCUGAGAAAGUAUAUUCACAUAUAUAUUGUAUUGAGAGGUUGUGAUUGGCUGAUAGGUUGAGGUGACCGUGGUUACAGUUUGUGAAUGGAACACUGAUUGUAAAAAAGUAAAAUUUUGCCUAUUGGCUAUGAUGUAAUAAAGGCCCUGAUUGGUUGAAAGUCACUAUGGGUUACAGUACAUGUAUCAGUGUGACGAUCAACAGUUGUGAUCGAUGGAGAGGUCGAGGGUCAAUUGGCUGAUUGAUUUUGCAACUGCCUCCAAUAACAAGAAUUUUCCUGUUUCUUGUUCUGUGUAGGCCGAUGUAUUUAACAAAAACAAAUUAUACUACUGUGAAGUCUGAUUUUGUUUUUAUUUAUCAUCGCUAGAAUCAAGUCUCCUGUAAAAUAGUGAAACCAUAAGUAACUUUAUACCUUUUUAUGAAAUAUAAUUCUGCCACAAAAUAGCAACAUCAGUAUUGGAUCCAUGAUCAAAUCCUUCUCCUUGGACCAAACGGAUAGCUCCCAGCCCAUGAAAUGGUGAUGUCAGCACCAGCAUCUCUUUAACAGCCGACACAUGGUAGCAGUCAGCCAUUAUAUCAACUCUGCACUGAUCUCCAGUCAGAAUGAAUGAUGGUAACAGGUCUUUAUUUGAUGGUUUGUGUGCGUACACGUUCGUUUUGUGUUUAGUUGAUUUGACAUUUUAUUUACUGCUUUUGGUU
Messenger RNA from Salvelinus namaycush (lake trout), 2653 nucleotides. Its product is annotated as E3 ubiquitin-protein transferase RMND5B-like. Gene Ontology annotation, cellular component: nucleus; cytoplasm; GID complex. Bases 95 to 1270 code for a protein of 391 amino acids. The record is from RefSeq and is a predicted model, not a curated record. Gene Ontology annotation, molecular function: protein binding; ubiquitin protein ligase activity. Lineage: Eukaryota; Metazoa; Chordata; Actinopteri; Salmoniformes; Salmonidae. The transcript has 10 exons. Gene Ontology annotation, biological process: proteasome-mediated ubiquitin-dependent protein catabolic process.